Neltuma alba is the source of this 2148-nucleotide messenger RNA. Its product is annotated as pyruvate kinase, cytosolic isozyme. NCBI's taxonomy places the organism in Eukaryota, Viridiplantae, Streptophyta, Magnoliopsida, Fabales, Fabaceae. Gene Ontology annotation, molecular function: potassium ion binding; magnesium ion binding; pyruvate kinase activity. The transcript is spliced from 4 exons. The coding region runs from base 263 to 1780 and encodes 505 amino acids. Gene Ontology annotation, biological process: glycolytic process. The record is from RefSeq and is a predicted model, not a curated record.
CUCGCUCUCGCUUCAGCCUCGUACAGCCAUUCGCUCUCGCGACCACGCCGCCGCUCGCCCGUUCACGCCACUCCUCUCGUCCAUCCUUGCCAGUUUCCUCCACACAAUAGUUGCGACGUCGCGUUCUCCCCUUGUCCUUCGUCGUGAGGUCGCAUUCUUCUCCCCUAUCUGUCUUUCCUCGUCGCUUGGUUCGCUCCAAGCCGCCUUCGUGCUCUGAUUCUUCUUCUUUGUGGCUGAGCAUCAUUUUCAUUGAUAUUCUAAGAUGGCUCUUUACGAGAACGGAGAGGUCAAGAUAGAGAAGAAGCCUAAAACAAAGAUUGUUUGUACUCUUGGACCAGCAUCCAGGUCAGUGCCCAUGAUUGAGAAGCUUCUGUGUGCAGGCAUGAAUGUCGCUCGCUUCAACUUCUCCCAUGGAUCACAUGACUAUCACCAGGAAACUCUCGAUAACCUUAGGGCAGCUAUGGAAAGCACUGGUAUUCUGUGUGCUGUCAUGCUUGAUACCAAGGGCCCAGAGAUUCGAACUGGAUUUCUGAAGGAUGGUAAGCCUAUUCAAUUGAAACAAGGUCAGGACAUAACCAUAUCAACUGACUAUAGCAUAAAAGGUGAUGAGAAUAUGAUCUGCAUGAGCUACAAAAAGUUGGCUGAGGAUGUGAAGCCUGGCAGUGUAAUAUUAUGCUCAGAUGGAACAAUCUCAUUUACAGUCUUAUCAUGUGACAAAAAUUUGGGUUUAGUUCAAUGCCGCUGUGAGAACUCUGCAGUUCUUGGUGAGAGAAAGAAUGUUAAUCUGCCUGGAGUGGUAGUUGACCUCCCUACAUUGACAGAGAAAGACAAGGAAGAUAUAUUGCAAUGGGGAGUUCCCAACAAAAUUGACAUGAUUGCGCUUUCUUUUGUUCGAAAAGGUUCAGACUUGGUGGAAGUUCGGAAACUACUAGGAAAACAUGCGAAGAAUAUUAUUCUCAUGUCCAAGGUUGAAAACCAAGAAGGGGUUGCAAAUUUUGAUGACAUCCUUGCAAAUACAGAUGCAUUCAUGGUUGCACGUGGAGAUCUUGGAAUGGAAAUUCCAAUUGAGAAGAUAUUUCUUGCUCAGAAAGUCAUGAUUUAUAAGUGCAACAUUCAAGGAAAACCGGUUGUGACUGCAACACAAAUGUUGGAGUCGAUGAUUAAAUCUCCCCGUCCAACUAGAGCCGAAGCUACUGAUGUUGCCAAUGCAGUGCUUGACGGCACAGAUUGUGUGAUGCUUAGUGGUGAAACAGCUGCUGGAGCUUAUCCAGAACUUGCAGUUCGGACUAUGGCCAAAAUAUGUAUUGAAGCAGAAAGCACCCUAGACUAUGGAGAUGUAUUUAAAAGGAUUAUGGAACAUUCUCCAGUACCAAUGAGCCCAUUAGAGAGUUUAGCAUCUUCGGCUGUUAAAACUGCUAACUCAGCUAAAGCAGCUCUUAUAUUGGUUUUAACUAGAGGAGGAAGUACUGCAAAACUAGUGGCUAAAUAUAGGCCAGGCAUGCCUAUUCUUUCUGUAGUUGUUCCUGAGAUCAAGACUGAUACUUUUGACUGGUCUUGCAGUGAUGAGUCCCCUGCAAGGCAUAGCCUAAUCUUCCGUGGGUUGGUUCCUGUAUUAAGUGCGGCAUCUGCUAGAGCUUCUAAUGAUGAGACAACAGAAGAAGCUAUUGAGUUUGCCAUUCAACAUGCCAAGACGAAGGGUCUUUGCAAGAAUGGUGAUGCUGUUGUUGCUCUGCACCGUGUGGGCACUGCAUCUGUUAUCAAGAUCUUGACAGUGAAAUGAACACCCCUAUUAAAGGAGUUUUCUGGCUGUCAUGCUUUUCCGUUGGUAAGUUGAUAACUCAUACAUACAACCAUAUGCCUAACUGGAUCUUUAGUUGGAUGGAAAGACAUCAGUUUAUAUAUUAAAAGCAUGUACCAGGGCGGUUUCCCUAGAAUUUGCUUAACCAUAUUACUCUAUUGAUUGUCUUGAAAUGGAAACUUUUCAUUUGUUGAGAUUUUCAGUGUUUUGCUUAACCAUAUUACUCUAUUGAUCGUCUUGAAAUGGAAACUUUUCAUUUGUUGAGAUUUUCAGUGUAAGUUGCGAUUCUUUUCGAAACAAAUAUUAUUGUGACUCGGGUUAUUCUCUGAUAUUCUUGAGGGUAUUUUCUA